AACUCUAAACUACGCAAGAUCGAGCAAUAAAAACCCGUCGGCGCCGGCGUCCUUCCGAAACAGGAAUAGUUUAGCAUCAAGCGGGAACCCUAAAAGCGCCAAAAGCCAACCCUGCCAUACUAAUACAGUUUAAUGAUUCUAUAUUAGGACUAGCGCAUGGCUUUAAAACCGGGCGUCGGUCCUCAGGCGCAGCGGUGGCGGCCGGUGGACGGGCGUCGAGGCAGAUCCGCGGGCGCAGGGGCCUUUGGCGACCUUCCUUUGGAGGCAGAUGACGAGAGAAUUCUGGGAUGCUCGUCAAUCUGCCCUCCGGAGGAGUGGUCGUGCUUUUAUAAGAAGAGCCUGGUCCGCUGUUCAUUGUAGUCUUUAAUCUUACUCAUCUACUUCUACUUCUACUUAUACUUAUACUUAUACUUCUACUUCUGCAUCUACUUUGCAUCUACAUCUACAUGACUAUCCAAGACAUGAUCCCCUCCGACGCCGCGUCUCUAAAACGCGUGUCCACCGAGCACCCCCAACACAACUCCGCCGAGUCCCUCUCAGACUCCUUCAACGACGCAUCCCGCUCGCGGUCCGCCAGCACCCUGGUCGACGAGGCCGCGCUGCCAGACGAAAAAACCGCUGAUCUCGACUACCCCGAAGGCGGUCCUGUCGCGUGGUCCGUCGUCUUUGGAUCCUGGUGCGCCAUGUUUGCCAUCUUUGGCAUCUGGAACUCGGUCGGUCUCUUCCAAGCCUAUCUCGUCGAGCACGAUCUCGCUCAGUAUGACGAGUCCACAAUUUCUUGGAUCUUCUCUACCUAUUCUUUUGCUUUCUUUUUCUGCGGAGUCCAAGUCGGACCCGUUUUUGACAAAUAUGGCGCGAGACCACUCGUCAUCUGCGGAUCAUUAGGCACCGUCGUCGGAGUCAUGAUGUUCAGUCUCUGCCACCAAUACUACCAAUUCUUUCUCUCCUUCGCCGUCCUCUGCGGCAUCUCAGGCUCGAUGAUCUUCACUCCCAGCGUCGCUGUCGUCGGCCAGUACUUCCUUGCCCGCCGAGGACUCGCGACCGGAGUGGCUGCCACCGGCGGAUCCUUUGGCGGCAUCAUGUUCCCGCUCAUGCUGAGGUCGCUUAUUCCCCAGAUUGGAUUUGCGUGGGCUGUGCGCGUCGUUGGCUUCUUUGUGCUAUUCUUCCUUACCUUUUCCGUCAUCUGUCUAAAGUCUCGCAUUGUCGGUGGCUCGGGCGACAGCUCGACUAUCGACCUCAGCGCGUUCAAAGACAAGAAGUUUGCGUUCAUGGCGAUCGGCAACUUUUUGAUCGAAUGGGCGCUGCUCAUUCCCUCGACCUACUUCAUCACCUACGCGAUCUGGAAAGGCGUAGACGAGCACCUCGCGUACGCACUCACCGCGGUCAUGAACGCCGCCUCCGUGUUUGGCCGCUGGCUCCCGGGCUACGUCUCGGACAAGUACGGCAUGUUCAACAUGCUCAUCCUCACCGUCUUCUCCUGCGGCGUGCUCUCGCUCGGAAUCUGGCUGCCCAUCGCCGCCACCGAAGGCCGCAACUUUGGCGGCGCGAUCGCGUACUUGAUUCUCUUUGGUUUCACCUCCGGAAGUGGCAUCUCGCUCGCGCCCGUGUGUUUCUCAAAGAUCUGCGAUAUCAAGGAUUACGGAAAGCGGUACGGAACCGCGUACUCGCUCGCCAGCAUCGGCUCGCUCACGGGCGUGCCUAUCGCAGGCCAGAUCCUGAACAGGAUGAACGGAGACUACACCGGUCUCGUCAUCUUCUGCGGCGCGUCGUAUAUGGUCUCGACGGUGUUUUUGGUGCUGGCGCGGGGUUACAGCGUUGGCUGGAAGAUCAAGACUAAUUUUUAGAUCUGCAUUAGUUGCAUCUUAGGCGCAUGUGUCUUGUGCUGUAUAUUAUGUUGUUGCCCUUGCAUUCCUGGCAUUUUGCAUGUCAUUCAGUGUUGUUUAGUGUCGUUAUUGUCUUUUAGUUAUUGUCUUUCAGUGCAUUCGGACCGCAUGGUUGGGCUGGUAUAAAUAUACGUGUCUUCUACAACUAUUACUAUUAAACGCAUAGGAGAGUAAUGGCCGGAACUAAGCCGCACGGGCAUCGGAGCUUAGUCGGAAGAGAACCGAAGAGAAGGAAUUUACAGCGCAACGAGAAGUGCUGUUUCUUUGUAUAAAACAGAGAUAAACUGAGUUAAACUGAAUACAAAC
Myxozyma melibiosi is the source of this 2189-nucleotide messenger RNA. Its product is annotated as putative monocarboxylate permease. The record is from RefSeq and is a predicted model, not a curated record. Gene Ontology annotation, biological process: transmembrane transport. Gene Ontology annotation, molecular function: transmembrane transporter activity. Lineage: Eukaryota; Fungi; Ascomycota; Lipomycetes; Lipomycetales; Lipomycetaceae. Gene Ontology annotation, cellular component: membrane. The coding region runs from base 447 to 1844 and encodes 465 amino acids. The transcript has 2 exons.